AUGACUAAUGGACUCUCAAACCCUCGAAAUCAUGCUUCUAGCUCGAGUGCAUCUACUAAAGCUGAAAAACGAAAAGAGUAUCAAAAAAGAUACUAUGCUGCACGCAAAGAAAAUAACAAAGUAUCUAAAUUUGGGAGUGGUGAUGCCCCCCAAAGUGCUUCAUCAAUAUCUUUAAUGAAUAAUAGGUCAACAGAAAGGACACCGUUAAGAAGUUUACAAACUAAUAUUACUCAAUUUCUACAAACAACAAAUGAGAACGCCUCAAGUGUUUCUACUACAAAAUGCAAGGAGUACAAUGAAGGAUGUUCUAAUACACCAAACGAUAAUGGAAUGCGUAUUUCAAAUGGCAGUCAAGUCAACCAAACCCCGAUAGAUGAUGUAAUUGACGUAGUCAGGCAUAGAACAUCACGAGGUAUUCAAAUUCAUCCGCGUACUUUAUUACCCCAAUUUGCUGAAGUAGUUGAUCAACCUUCCCUCCAACAUGGGAGCGUAGAAGAUGAUCCUUAUAAUUUUGUUUACAAUGGUGUACCUGGAGAGCAUCGUGUUUUAAAUGAACGAGGCGCAUGUCCUAAUUGUGGAGCAAAACGAUUUCAAUUUGAAUUUGAUACCUUUUGUUGUAUGAGUGGGAAAACCGUGUUAGCAAACUUAGAAAUUCCAGAGGAAUUGUACCGACUUUUCACGUCUCAAGAUGAAAUUGGAGAUUUGUUUAGGCAAAACAUCCGUGCUUAUAACACCAAUUUUUCUUUUGCCUCAAUGGGUGUGACAUUGGAUGAUACAUUGAACAAUAUGAGAGACGGCGUAUAUACUUUUCGUGCACAUAAAGGAAUAUAUCACAUAAUCGACCAAUUAGUUCCGAGGGAUGGGACUCCUAGGUACUUGCAGUUGUAUUUUUACGAUCCUGAUACUGAGUUAGAUCACAGACUCCGAUGGCCAAAUCUUGAUCGGCGUAUUACUCAGAUUUUAACACGCGUUCUUUCUACAAACCCAUAUGUCGAUACAUUUAGAAGACUUGCGGAACUAGGACCUCUGGACAACUAUAGAGUCACUUUGAAUACUUCGGUUGAACUUGACCAAAGGGUGUACAACCGACCAACGACAUCGGAGGUUGCUGGUAUUUGGGUUGAAGGUAAUGACAAUAUCACUUCGUAUAAACGAAGUAUUGUAGUGUACGGUAGGUCUGAAUAUAGACAAACUAUUCAGCCGUACUUCAGUUGUUACGAUCCAUUGUCGUAUCCUUUAUUUUUUCCUAAUGGUGAGUCGGGUUGGCAUGCUAACAUACCACGUCAAGGAGUAUCAAUCAAUGAGGUUCGCAACAAUGACAACAUCGAAGGAGAAAUGGAAGAGGCUAACACACGAAGUGGUAGAACAACCGUGGCUAUGCGAGAGUACUACUGUUACAAGUUCCAGAUUCGAUCUACCGAUAAUGUGCUUUUGUUCGGUGGUAGGCUGCUACAGCAGUUUGUGGUUGAUGUUUACAUCAAAAUUGAGACGUCACGCUUAGAAUUUUGUGAGAGAAACCAGGAAAAAAUUCGAGCCGAAUUGUACCAAGGUAUUGUGGAUUGCGUCAAUACUGGCGAGGUUCAUGCAAACAGAGUCGGGAAAAGAAUUGUGUUGCCUGCAUCUUUUAUCGGGGGGCCUCGCGACAUGCGACGUCGGUUUCUAGAUGCGAUGACGUUAGUUCAAGACGACGGCAAGCCUGAUGUAUUCCUUACAAUGACAUGUAAUCCUAAGUGGCCUGAGAUAUGUGAUAACUUACAUGUUGGUCAAACUGCUACAGAUCGUCCAGACCUUGUUUCAAGAGUGUUCCGGGCUAAAUUAGAAGAUCUUAAGGAUCAACUCUUCAAGAAACAUGUCCUCGGGGAAGUUAAGUCAUACGUCUAUGUCAUUGAAUUUCAAAAGCGGGGUUUGCCGCACGCACAUUUUCUCCUAAUCAUGUACCCGCAACACAAGAUCAAUAACGCGGACCAUUAUGAUAAGGUUGUGUGUGCUGAAAUUCCUAACAAACUAACACAUCCCAGAUUGCAUGAGAUGGUUGUCAAGCACAUGAUUCACGGUCCUUGUGGCAAUUUACGAUCAAGCAGUCCUUGUAUGCAGGGUGAUCCUAAAAUUUGUCGUUUUCACUAUCCUAGACAAUUUAACGAACAGACGACACAAGGAGAAGAUUCGUAUCCGUUGUAUCGAAGGAGAGACACCGGGAUAGAAGUGGACCUACGAGGACAAACACUUGAUAAUAGAUGGGUGGUCCCAUAUAACCCAAGGCUUUUGAUGAUGUUUAACUGCCACAUGAAUGUUGAAGUUUGCUCAAGUAUAAAAUCUGUGAAAUAUCUUUUCAAAUAUGUUUAUAAAGGACAUGACAAACAGGUUAUUCAAGUCGAUCAAAGUGAGCCAGGGGUUGUUAUUAAUGAGAUAAAAAGAUUUCAAGAUGCACGCUACAUAUCGCCCCAGAGGCUAUGUGGCGAAUUUUUUCCUUCUCUCUUUCUCAAAUCUUUCCUGCUGUUCUAG
This is a messenger RNA of Helianthus annuus (common sunflower), 2502 nucleotides long. RefSeq lists its product as uncharacterized. Lineage: Eukaryota; Viridiplantae; Streptophyta; Magnoliopsida; Asterales; Asteraceae. The record is from RefSeq and is a predicted model, not a curated record. The transcript is spliced from 4 exons. Bases 1 to 2502 code for a protein of 833 amino acids.